This is a messenger RNA of [Candida] anglica, 1773 nucleotides long. NCBI's taxonomy places the organism in Eukaryota, Fungi, Ascomycota, Pichiomycetes, Serinales, Debaryomycetaceae. The record is from the annotation of a GenBank genome assembly.
AUGUCCAAGAGACCAGUUUCAGUAGAAGAACUAUUAAGACUAAAGAAUGAAGAAUCAAUUUCUCAACCAAGAUUUCUAUCGAAAAAGGAACGGAAACGUCUUGCCAAGGAGAAAUUAGCAAAGGAAGAACAAGAGAAAUUGAAUAAAGCAAAUAUAAAUCCACCAUCUAAUACUAUAAAAAGACCAAUAGAAGAAAUAGAUGAUUUUCAUUUGAAUUCAAAAAGAUCUAAGCAUCCAGCAAGUUUCAACAACACAUCAUCUCAAGGGCCUAAAAAGUUUAAUUUUGAAUGGAAAGCUGAAGAUGAUACUUCUUCAGAUUAUCAGCCAUUGAUUAGUUAUGACAUAGGGACCAUUGAUUCCAUAGAGAUAGACGAUAAACAUUGGUCUGCAAAGCCACUAGAACAAAUGACCUUGAGAGACUGGAGAAUCUUUAGAGAAGAUUAUAGCAUUACUUCUAAAGGUGGUAAUAUUGCAAAUCCUUUAAGAUCAUGGGAUGAAUCUAAAAUCCCUUCAAAUAUCAUUAAAAUAUUAACCAAUGAAUUAAAAUACGAUGAACCCACCCCUAUUCAACGUGCAGCUAUCCCAAUUGCCCUAUCUGAACGUGAUGUGGUGGGGGUUGCAGAAACAGGAUCUGGUAAGACAAUUGCAUUUUUACUUCCUCUCUUAUCAUAUUUAACUAAAAUUGAUUCAAAUUAUAUAAAAUAUGAACAUACACAAGAAAUUAAUCGAAAUAAGACUUUGGGAUUAAUUUUAGCACCAACAAGAGAAUUAGCAUUACAAAUAUCGAAAGAAGCUGAAAAAUUUGGUAAACAACUUGGAUUCAAUAUUGUGACCAUUAUUGGUGGUCAUCAAUACGAAGAAUCGAUUCACGCUAUCCAAGAUGGGGUACACAUAGUAGUUGCCACUCCUGGGAGACUCGUUGAUUCUCUUGAAAGAGGGAUCGUCAAUUUGAGCAAAUGUUACUAUUUAAUUAUGGAUGAAGCUGAUAAAAUGAUAGAUAUGGGAUUUGAAAAACCUUUACAAUCUAUUAUGUCUUAUUUACCAGCUUCAGAAGAUUUAAUUAAUUCAAAUGAUUCAUUAAUUUUCAAAGUAAAGAAGAGAAUUACCUUGAUGUUUACUGCAACGAUUUCUCCAACUAUAGAAAAAAUUACAAAGAAUUAUCUUAUUCAACCAGGAUAUUUAUUUAUUGGAACCGUUGGAGAGGCAAUUGAUAAUAUUGAUCAACAUUUCGAAUAUUUAGGAUCCAAUUCAAGCGAAUCAUUGGAUGAAUUAGAUCCAAUAAGACAAAACAAAUUAAUCACUACAUUGAAACAACAUUCUAAAUCAUUUAAUUCUGAAUUUUCUAUUAUUAUUUUUGCAAAUUAUAAAAAGACUUGUGAACUGUUAUCUAAUUUUUUAUCCCUGCAAGGAUUUUCAAAGAAUUCAGUAAUUCAUGGAUCUAAAUCUCAAGAAUUCCGUGAAAGAGCCAUUAAGGACUUUAGAAAUGGUACUAGUAAUGUUCUUAUUGCAACUGAUAUUGCAGCGAGAGGUAUUGAUGUACCGAAUGUUUCUCUAGUAGUGAAUUACCAAAUGUCCAAGAAAUUUGAUGAGUAUAUUCAUAGGAUUGGUAGAACGGGGAGAGCAGGGAAUUAUGGGAUAAGUUAUACGAUAUUAGAUGACAAUGAUUCCGAAGUCUUCCCUGAUUUGAAGAGAUUUUUAUCAAAGGGUGGUAAAAAGUGUCCAGAUUGGUUAUUAAGACAUGAAUCAACCAGAGUGCAAUUCUUGAAGGAUUAA